This is a messenger RNA of Saprolegnia parasitica CBS 223.65, 1710 nucleotides long. RefSeq lists its product as hypothetical. Lineage: Eukaryota; Oomycota; Saprolegniomycetes; Saprolegniales; Saprolegniaceae. The record is from RefSeq and is a predicted model, not a curated record. The transcript has 2 exons. The coding region runs from base 1 to 1710 and encodes 569 amino acids.
AUGGCCAGCAGCGCCAACAGCAGCACGGCGAGCAAGGCGUCCGACACGACGACCAAUAAGGUCUGGCUCUUUGACGAGAAGCAGCUCGAUGACUACACCGUCUUCCACGACAGCUCGACGCACUACGACGAGAGCAUGCUCGACAAGAGAGGUGACGGCGCGCUCCGUGAAGGUGGUGCCAUCCACCUCCUCAGUUCCGAAGCCCUCGGGCUGUUUACGCAGUAUGCGGGCAUCGGGCUCAUCCUCGGGACGCUCCCGGCCUUGGCCUACCCUCUCUACAACGUCUACCUGCAGAUGCAAGGGUACCAAGUGGCGUCGUACUCGGCGCUCAUGAGUCUGCCAUGGAGUCUCAAGAUCUUUAUGGGCAUCAUCUCCGACUGCUUUCCCAUCAAUGGCUACCAGCGCCGGUCGUACAUGAUGAUCGGGUGGAUCCUCUGCGCCGCGAGCUGCGGGCUCAUGGCGGCCACGUCCUUCCCGGCGCCGUACUAUGGCCGCAAAGACCUCGACGGACUCCCGCUCGCCAACAUCUCGGCGCAAGACAAGGCCGACUACAUCAACGCGAACGCGCCCAACAGCGGCGGCCUCUUCAUCUUGCUCUCGACGCUGGCGACCGUGGGCUCGGUCAUGGUCGCGGUCUCGUCCGAUGCGAUGGUCGUGCAGUACGCGCAGCGGGAGCCCAUCGCGCAGCGUGGGCGGAUUCAGACCACGUGCUACGUGGUCCGCGACUCGUUCCGGCAAAUCCCGUCGCUGCUCGUGGGCUUUUGCAUGAACUCGUACGAGUACGGCGGGUCGUUCGACUGGUCGAUCACGCCGUCGGUCGUCUAUGGCAUCCUCGUCGUGCCGUCGUUGAUUGGGCUCGCGGCCUCGAUCUGGUGGAUGGUCGAAGUCCGCGUCGAGCGGGUUUCGCUGCGGCACUACUUUCGCGGCUUUUGGCAGCUCGUGCAGCUCCGCGUCAUGUACCAAUUCUGCGCCUACAACUUUCUCAGCAACGUCUUUUCCCCGAUGACGUCCGAUUGGGUGCGAGCCGAGUCGCUCAACAUGCAGCUCUUCUCGCUCGUCGGUGGUCUCUUUGGCCCGCUCACGAUGUGGGCCCUCGGCAAGUACGCGCUGCACUGGGACUGGCGCUCGUCGAUCGUUUGGUCGACCAUUCUCUGGGUCGCCAUGCGCGCGCUCGUCCAGCUCACGUGUGUUUGGGGCGUCAACCGCAACCAGUAUGCGUUCCUCACCGGCACGAUGCUCAUGGACCAGCCAAUGAACGUUCCUUUCCUCUUCUCGGCGUACGCCAGCGUCGAGAUUGCCGACAUUGGCAACGAAGGGCUCAUCUACUCGCUCACGUCGUCCGUCUCCAACCUCGGAUACCUCUUCGGGCCAGUCUUGUACAAGACGGUCGACUCGUUUUUCGAUGUCUCGCGGGACGACCUUCGGCGCGACGACACGACCGUGCGCUGGCAAGCGACGUACUGUUUCCUCAUUUCGUACACAGUCAAGCUGGCUGCACUCGUCUUCCUCGUGCUCCUGCCGCGUCAGAAGGGCCACGUGCAGCUGCUCAAGCGCCGCGGCGAGUCGAGUUCGAUCGGAGGGGCUGUCACCAUCGUGGGCUUCAUCCUCGUGCUCAUUUACGCCCUCGUGACGAACGCGCUCUCGUUCUUCGCGUCGACGUACUGCCUCCGGAUCGCGGGCGGCAAUGGCUGCUCGUCGUCCGACGCGUAA